CAGAACAGAGCAGCCAGCAGCCAACAGCCAACAGCCAGCAGCCGAGCAAAAGGACAGACAGCAGUGUGUGCAUCCUCCAGCAGUUUCAGACCUGCCAAUCAGCCACAGCUCCACACAGGCCCACAGGCUCUCCACCCAGUCGCGCAUUCGCAUUAGUCUCCCCUCUACAGCCAGUCGGAAAAUGAGAGAAAUCGUCCAUCUGCAGGCCGGCCAGUGCGGCAACCAAAUUGGCGCUAAGUUCUGGGAAGUUAUUUCGGAGGAGCAUGGCAUCGACUGCAAUGGCAUCUAUGUGGGCGACAGUGAUCUGCAGUUGGAGCGCAUCAGCGUCUACUACAAUGAGGCGUCAGCGGUGACGCGUUCGUCGGGUGGCAAAUAUGUGCCACGUGCCAUUCUGUUGGAUCUGGAGCCGGGCACCAUGGAGUCGGUGCGUUCGGGACCCUACGGACAGCUCUUUCGUCCGGACAACUUUGUGUUUGGGCAGUCGGGCGCUGGCAACAACUGGGCCAAGGGCCACUACACGGAGGGUGCCGAGCUGGUGGACAAUGUCCUCGAUGUGGUGCGCAAGGAGUGCGAGAAUUGUGACUGUCUGCAGGGCUUCCAGCUAACCCACUCGCUGGGAGGUGGAACCGGCUCAGGCAUGGGCACGCUGCUCAUUUCGAAGAUACGCGAAGAGUAUCCGGAUCGCAUAAUGAACACGUACUCGGUGGUGCCCUCGCCAAAGGUGUCCGACACUGUGGUGGAGCCCUACAAUGCCACUUUGUCCAUCCAUCAGCUGGUGGAGAACACGGACGAGACGUACUGCAUCGACAACGAGGCGCUGUACGACAUUUGCUUUAGGACUUUGAAGGUGUCCAAUCCGAGUUACGGGGAUCUCAAUCAUCUCGUUUCGCUCACCAUGUCCGGGGUGACCACCUGCCUGCGUUUCCCCGGCCAGCUGAAUGCCGAUCUCCGCAAGCUGGCCGUCAACAUGGUUCCAUUCCCGCGCCUGCACUUCUUCAUGCCGGGCUUUGCGCCCCUCACCUCGCGCGGCUCGCAGCAGUACCGGGCGCUGUCCGUGCCGGAGCUCACCCAGCAGAUGUUCGAUGCGAAGAACAUGAUGGCCGCCUGCGAUCCGAGGCAUGGGCGCUACCUCACCGUCGCCGCCGUCUUCCGUGGCCGCAUGUCCAUGAAGGAGGUGGACGAGCAGAUGCUGGCGGUGCAGAACAAGAACAGCUCGUACUUUGUCGAGUGGAUACCGAACAAUGUGAAGACGGCCGUGUGCGACAUACCGCCCAAGGGCCUGAAGAUGUCCUCGACAUUCAUUGGCAACACCACCGCCAUCCAGGAGCUGUUCAAGCGCAUCUCCGAGCAGUUCUCGGCCAUGUUCCGGCGCAAGGCGUUCCUCCAUUGGUACACCGGCGAGGGCAUGGACGAGAUGGAGUUCACCGAGGCGGAGAGCAACAUGAACGAUCUGGUGUCCGAGUAUCAGCAGUAUCAGGAGGCAACGGCCGACGACGAGUUCGAUCCCGAUGUUAACCAGGAGGAGGUCGAGGGCGAUUGUAUUUAAUGGUGUGGCCAGAGGAAUGAGGUGCGUGCGUGAGGGGGAGCGCGUGUUUCUGCGCGGCAUGCGGCAACAGCUGUCGGCCAAGCAUUGCAGCAUUCUCUGACAAACAGACACACAGAUACACUCACACAUGGAUAAACAAUCACCACUACUACUGACACACACACACACACACACAGACAAACAGACA
Drosophila guanche is the source of this 1733-nucleotide messenger RNA. RefSeq names its product tubulin beta-3 chain (gene betaTub60D). Gene Ontology annotation, biological process: mitotic cell cycle; microtubule cytoskeleton organization. Bases 182 to 1546 code for a protein of 454 amino acids. Gene Ontology annotation, molecular function: GTP binding; structural constituent of cytoskeleton; GTPase activity. Gene Ontology annotation, cellular component: cytoplasm; microtubule. The transcript has 4 exons. The record is from RefSeq and is a predicted model, not a curated record. Lineage: Eukaryota; Metazoa; Arthropoda; Insecta; Diptera; Drosophilidae.